CACAAUUUCUUGAGCUUACGUUGAAUUACGGUAGCGGGAAUCCUUCUAUCCUGCCAAGGGCAAUUUGUGUUAAUUUACAUCUUUAAUCGACCAGUUAAACCAAAUUUUUUGCAGAGCUCUUGUGCCGGAUUUUCAGGGGUACUUGUCGAUCAUUAUUGACCAAGAUGAUUAGAAGCAAGAGCCGCAUCUAUGGCGGCAAAUUAAUCGCCAUGAUUACACUUGUCGAUGCUCUUUCAUCAUGCUGGUUUGGCUAUUGUCAGGGGGUGUUUGCAGGUGUAUUGGUUUCCGAGAACUUCAAACUACAAUUCCCCGAGACUCUCGACGCGAAUGUCUCCGGAAUUACGUCAAGCUGUUUCUUCAUCGGCGCUUUCUUAGGAUCAAUAAUGGCUUUCAUAGUCGGCGAUAAGCUGGGUCGAAGAAAGACUAUUGCUCUAGGAUUACUAUUCAACUUAGUAGGCUCUACACUACAGUUUGCCUCAUGGUAUCUGCCCCAGAUGAUUAUUGGGCGCUUGGUGAAUGGGUUUGGGAUUGGAUUAACCUCUACUACGACACCCGUCUUUCUAUCCGAGUGCGCGAAGCCCCAUCUACGUGGAAAAUUAGUCUCUAUCGGCGCCUCUUCGAACGUCUCGAUGUUCGCGUUAGCGAAUUGGAUCAGCUAUGCACUCUAUUCGCAGGACGGCCCAUUUCAAUGGCGUUUCCCUCUGGCCUUUCAGGUUUCCUUUUUCUUCAUGAUAACCCCUUUCCUACUUUUGGUGCCCGAGUCCCCAAGGUGGCUCUUAUUGGCUGGAAAGGAACUAGAUGCCUUGGAUGUGCUCUCCCGGCUUGCUGGGAAGGACGUUCCCAUUGAUGAUGGGCAAGUAACAUCAGAGUUCCGUUCUAUCAAAGUCGCGAUAGACCUUGAGAGAGAAGACCGUACGCCACUCAUGGACGUCCUCUGCUUUCGGGACAAGACGCAUAACUUCCGCCGUUUGAUAUUAUCCUGUGGCACCCAGUUUAUGCAGCAGUUCACCGGAAUUAACGCUCUCGGAUUCUAUCUACCUACACUACUCACCCAGAACGUCGGUUUUGACCAACAAAUGAGUAGGCUCAUUGCCGCCGUAAACGGUACUAUUUACCUUGUGUCUGCCUUUGGAAGUUUGGUAUUUAUUGACCGCUUCGGUCGGCGAAAGUUGAUGUUAUCUGGAGCUAUGUUGAUGGGUCUUUGCCACCUGAUCGCAUCACUUUGUCUUCGAGAAAGCGAGAUAGACAUUUCGAAAAGGAAAAUUAUGGGCAAUGUGACUACCGCAAUGUUCAUUGUUUAUCACUGCAUAUUCGGCAUCUCUUGGGCUAGCGUCCCAUGGGUUUAUAGCGCCGAAGUGAACUCGCUAGGUUGGCGAACGCGUGGCGCUGCGGCAGCAACAGCAACGAAUUGGUUGGGAGGUUUUGUAGUGACCCAAUUCACCAAAGUCGGUAUCGACAAUUUGAAUUGGGGUUUAUAUCUAAUAUUCGCGGCUAUUUGUUUCUGCUGUUACCCCGUAGUCCUCUUAUUCUAUCCAGAGACAUCGAACCGUACGCUCGAGGAUAUGGAUCACAUGUUUAUUCAGAACCCAUCAAUAUUUGUAUUGGGAAAGCCUGACAUGACGCAUAAGAGCAGACCACUGAGUUGUAUGGACGCAGAAGCAGAGCGUAUUGCUCAAGUUUAACGGGUUAUAGGAGCUGCAAGACUGUCCACUAUUAAUAUACAUCGGAGAUACUGGACUUAACACCUAAUAGAUACUAGUCAAUGCGUAACCGCAUUAUCAAUUAUUUCAUUGGUCG
Molecule: messenger RNA, 1797 nt
Organism: Hypoxylon trugodes
Lineage: Eukaryota; Fungi; Ascomycota; Sordariomycetes; Xylariales; Hypoxylaceae
Product: putative sugar transporter
Exons: 8
Coding region: 165-1682 (505 amino acids)
Biological process (GO): transmembrane transport; carbohydrate transport
Cellular component (GO): membrane
Molecular function (GO): carbohydrate:proton symporter activity
Source: RefSeq, a predicted model, not a curated record